AUGUGGCCGUGGUCGCAUGAACGGUCUGUCUCGUACUCGCCGAUCGGACAGACGUGCGCAGACGACGCGUUGCCAGGGCCAAUACAUGACUACCGCUCGAGCGACGGGGUCGACCUCGAAUCAGGCUUCCCCAAGGAGAGCGUGUUGUCGACAUGGCGCAGCUACGUUGAGCAUUACAUCGGGCGCGCGCGCAGGCAGCGCCGCCCGCUGCUCGUCAUGAGUGCUCUAGGCGCCGUUCUGUGCUUCUGCGCCAUCAUCCUCUUCUCAUUCACCAUCUACGACCGCGUCCUGCCUACGCGUGCCGUAUACGGCGAUGUUGGAUGGACAGGGAAUGACAACGUCGGAGCCAAUGACGCAGUCUUCAACGCUUCUGAAGGCAUCCUUCCCAUCUCCGACGAUCCAACACACCUCCUUGUUCCGACACGGGAACCGCGGCGCAAGCCUGUCCCCCUUCUCAGGCCGUACGAGACGCGACCGCCUCUCGACAUGCUCACCGAGUUCUUCAUCACCGGCGAGAUCAAGUACACAGACCCGUCUACACACACAACCCCACAGAUGGACUUGGUGUACAUGUUCGUCAAUGCCAGCUCGGACUACUUCCAUGCAGCCAAGGAGGCCAAGAUGACCGAGGAGGGCAUGCCGCUCGCCGGCAAGGGACAAACCCAUCACUACCGCGAUAACGGCGAGCUGCGCGGCGCCAUGCGAUCAGGCGCAUUGGCAUUUGGCGACCGCGUCCGUGACAUUCAUCUUAUCACGGGCCUGUUCGAGAUUCCAGAGGAGAACCAGCAAAUCAUACCUUCGGAUGACGAGCUCGCGCGCCUGGGUGUUAACACGUCCGACAUCACCGGAUGGAAGGUCUGCCAGAUCCCUGAGUGGUUCGACUACGAGAACCGCGCAAAUGUCAAGCACCACACUCAUUCCGACAUCUACUACCUGCCGCGCGACGACGACGGACGCAUCCACCCGUCGAUCGCGGAUGAGGACGAGGAUAAGUGGCGCAACCUGUCGCUGCCAACAUUCAAUUCGUUCGAGAUCGAGAACCGUGUCGGCUGGGUAGAGGGUCUCGCGGAGAACUUCAUCUUUAGCAAUGACGACAUGUUCUUCCUCGGCGGCCUCUCGACGGCUGACUUUCAUCACCCGCUCCUUGGGCCCGUGCUGCGUCUUGAGCCCGAGAUGAUGAUCAAGGAUGAGGUCCCGAGCAACCUGCUGACGUCGGGCGGCGAGAUGGGUGGCUUGCAGCACGCCGGGCUACUGCUCUCGGCGCGUUUUCCCAGGAGAAAGCGCGAGUACUUGCAUCACAUGCCCAAGGCGUUUACCAAGACUAUGGCGCAGGAAUCUUCGAUCAUGUUCGCUCAGUCGAUGACACUCGCAGGGACGCGUACAUUCCGCCAGAGCAAGCGAGGGCGCGCCGACAUCUCCCUAGCAUUCCUGACGGCUCACCUUCAGAUCGAACGGUGGCGCGAGGGCCUGCUGUGGACGUACAUUGUCGCCAAGCUUGGCGGCCAGGACGGCGUGCUCCGCGCGAACGCGCGUGACCAGUUACGCAACGUUCUCCACGUGCAGAAGGGCGAAGAGGGUGACGGCCUGGUGUUCGAGAAGAUCAAGCGUUCGACGCUGCAGGACGUCGAGGAGAUGUCCUACCGCGCGGGCUGGGAGCAGGCCCUGCACACGCAGUACCACUUCUCGUCUUUUGACGGACACCUCCCGUCGUCCAAGAAGAUCCUGCAUAACGACGACACGAAGCACUGCAUAUUUUCGAUCAGCCAGUGUCUUCCAAAGGACUUUUUUUCGAACGACGAGGAUGUCAGCGCGGUUGACGUGUUCCGAACCCUGACGUUUGACUUGGGCGGCUGCGGUGACUGCCUCAUCGACGCCCUUAUCAACGAGAGCGGCGAGCGCGGCUUAUCGGCCUUCUUUCCCAGUGCCGACGCACUCUACUUCCCGCCAAAGGACCAGCCGAAGCGCAUGUGGGAGCGCUCGGAACCGAUGCUCCCAUUGACUCCGACUUGGGAGGAGGCCAACUUUAGCUUGGCUUACAACGUCCGCACGGGGCAAGACGGCUGGAAGGGCGUACGUCCGCGCACGGACGGCGCAGUGCGCAUGCGCGAGUGGUGUGUCAAGAUGCUUUCGCGCUACACCUACGCCUACGGCCGCACACCUUCGCGCUUCUACAUGGUGCACAACGAGGCAGAAUUUACACGCUACGUGAACGAGCUCACGAGAAACACCGACGUCGCGAUGGUGUGCAUCAACGACGACCAGCCUGACAACGCGACUGGCGCUGUCCGCAAACGCUUCCGGAAGUGGAUGGAGACGCUGUUUAGCGGCGACAGCCGCUUUGUCCGGUACGAGAAGGCCCACUUCAGGUGGAGCGACGACGACUCGCUCCUCCUGGACCGGGAGGAUGAGCAGGAUAAUGAGAAGGAGAAGGAGAAGAAGGCGUAG
Cutaneotrichosporon cavernicola is the source of this 2445-nucleotide messenger RNA. RefSeq lists its product as uncharacterized. Bases 1 to 2445 code for a protein of 814 amino acids. Lineage: Eukaryota; Fungi; Basidiomycota; Tremellomycetes; Trichosporonales; Trichosporonaceae. Gene Ontology annotation, cellular component: Golgi apparatus. Gene Ontology annotation, biological process: carbohydrate phosphorylation; N-glycan processing to lysosome. Gene Ontology annotation, molecular function: UDP-N-acetylglucosamine-lysosomal-enzyme N-acetylglucosaminephosphotransferase activity. The transcript is spliced from 3 exons. The record is from RefSeq and is a predicted model, not a curated record.